AUGACAUUGAUAGAGUAUAUUUCGACGUUGGGUGACAACCCAUACUUUGGAGCAGGAGCGGGUCUCUUCGCUGUUGGAGUGCUUGCAACUGCCGGCCGCAGAGGCCUCCAAGGAGCAACCAUUUUGUUUCGCCGUCACUGCAUGAUAACCAUGGAAGUCACCAGCCGAGACAAGAGUUAUCAGUGGCUCCUCCAGUGGAUCACAAAAUAUGGGGCUCAAACCCAACACCUUAGCGUUGAAACAGAGUUCCAACAAACUGCUGCAGGUCAGAUCAAAACCAAGUUUCAUUUUAUCCCCAGUCCUGGGAACCACUACUUUUGGCACAAAAAUAAUUUAAUUAUCGUCGAACGAAAUAGGGAUAACAAAAUGGUGGAGGUUUUUGAAACAGUCACUCUGACAGCACUUGGUAGAAACCGAGGUAUGUUUAUGUCAAUUUUAGAUGAAGCCAGAAAACUUGCUCUACAAAGUACAGAUGGACAAACUGUUAUGUACACUGCCAUGGGUGCAGAAUGGCGCCCUCUUGGCUAUCCUCGAAGAAAAAGACCGUUGAAUUCUGUUAUUUUAGACAAAGGACUUUCUGAGCGUAUCAGGGAUGACGUUCAGGAAUUUAUUGACAAUCCUAAAUGGUACAUGGAAAGAGGGAUUCCAUAUCGAAGAGGAUAUCUGUUGUAUGGCCCUCCCGGCUGUGGAAAAAGCAGUUUCAUUAUGGCCCUAGCAGGUGAUAUUGACUACAGUAUCUGUGUCCUAAAUCUCAGCGACAAGUCCAUGUCCGAUGACCGUCUGAGCCACUUGUUGACCAAUGCACCUGAACAAAGCAUCAUCCUACUGGAGGACAUUGAUGCAGCAUUCGUGAGCAGGGAUCUGGCGAAAGAAAAUCCUGUAGCCUACCAGGGGAUGGGCCGACUGACUCUGUCAGGGCUGCUCAAUGCACUUGAUGGCGUGGCCUCAACAGAGGCCAGGAUUCUUUUUAUGACCACAAAUUAUAUUGAAAGAUUAGACAAAGCCUUGAUACGGCCAGGUCGUGUGGAUGUGAAAGAGCUCAUAGAUUAUGCUUCGGAAUACCAGCUUCAUGUGAUGUUCAGAAGAUUCUACCCUGAUGAGCCAGAGUCGUCUGCUCAUGAUUUUGCUUCUAAAGUUCUGGCCUUGCAGAAACCUGUGUCUGCCGCCCAAGUUCAAGGUUACUUUAUGUUGCAUAAGAAUGAACCACAGACUGUGAUUGACAAUGUGAUAGAAAUAGUGGAUUUAUAA
Molecule: messenger RNA, 1248 nt
Organism: Candidula unifasciata
Lineage: Eukaryota; Metazoa; Mollusca; Gastropoda; Stylommatophora; Geomitridae
Source: the annotation of a GenBank genome assembly